Molecule: messenger RNA, 888 nt
Organism: Phodopus roborovskii (desert hamster)
Lineage: Eukaryota; Metazoa; Chordata; Mammalia; Rodentia; Cricetidae
Gene: Gfra4
Product: GDNF family receptor alpha 4
Exons: 6
Coding region: 1-888 (295 amino acids)
Biological process (GO): nervous system development
Cellular component (GO): signaling receptor complex; external side of plasma membrane
Molecular function (GO): glial cell-derived neurotrophic factor receptor activity
Source: RefSeq, a predicted model, not a curated record
AUGGCCUGCUGCUUGGCGUCUGUAUUCCUGCUGCUGCAGCUGCUGGCGCCAAAAGUUCAUACCUAUGGACCACACUCUCUCCCCUUGGGUCUGGGCACUCCCAAACUCCGUAGUGAGGAAUGGGAGAGAAUCAAGCUCGGGGGACUGCAGCCUGCCUGUCCCUCACCAGGGUCUGCGAGCUCCACCGGCGGGAAUCGCUGCGUGGCCGCGGCCGAGGCGUGCACAGCAGACGCGCAGUGCCAGCAGCUGCGCUCGGAGUACGUGGCACGAUGCCUGGGCCGGGCGGCGCCCGGGGACUGGAGCGGACCCGGGGUCUGCGUGCGCUCCCGCUGUCGCCGUGCCCUGCGCCGCUUCUUCGCCCGUGGGCCUCCGGCGCUCACGCAUGCGCUGCUCUUCUGCGGGUGCGAGAGCCCCGCGUGCGCCGAGCGCCGGCGUCAAACCUUCGCUCCGGCCUGCGCGUUCGCGGGCCCCGGGCCGGCGCCGCCCUCUUGCCUGAAGGCCCGGGACCGCUGCGAGCGUAGCCGCCUGUGCAGGCCUCGUCUCCUUGCCUUCCAGGCCUCGUGCGCUCCCGCGCCCGGCUCCCGCGACAGCUGCCCGGAGGAGCGGGGCCCGCGUUGUCUGCUCGCCUACGCAGGCCUCAUAGGAACUGCAGUCACCCCCAACUACCUGGACAACGUGAGCGCGCGCGUCACGCCCUGGUGCAGCUGUGGGGACAGCGGAAACCGGUUGGAAGAGUGUGAAGCCUUCCACAAGCUCUUUACAAGGAAUCCGUGCUUGGAUGGUGCCAUGACAGCCUUUAACAUCUUGUGGCCCUCAAUUCUGCAGGACUGGAUGAACCCGUAUCAGAAUACAGGGCACCGUUUCCCACAGGCCAAGGUGGGGACAUGA